GGUCCUGCAGCACACAUCGGCCCAACAGACUGAGGGACUGCGCAGGGAGGCAGAGGAGGGAGCAGCCAUGGUUCUCCUGCAGCGGUUGUACAGGAUGAAAAGCAGGCUGCCGGUGAUGAUGACGGUGAUGAUGAUAAUGAUGGUCUUUUGUUGUUCUAGAUUACCAUGCCGUCUACCUGUGCCCCUCGAGCCUCAGCCAGACACUUGCGUUGCGUCGACAGCUUUGAACCACCCUCUGCUGCAGAGAACCAACGGGAAAGUACAGAGAAUGCCUGGUGACGUGCUGGAAGUGGACCUGGAGGGAGCGUCAUGGCAGCCCUGGACAGAGCCUGGGAACUGUUCCAAAUAUCUCACAAGGUUCGGACGGCGCCUCUCCCCGGUGCUGCUCGUUUCGCUGCCGUGCUCAGGCAACACGUGGCUGCGAUACUUGCUAGAGGGCGCCACGGGACUCUUCACAGGCUCUCGUUACUUCGACGACCACCUGCACCACGGCGGGUUCCUGGGGGAGGGAGUGACCAUGGACAAAGGAAGGACUCUGCUUCAUAAGACUCACGGCGCGACACUGGAACCCUUCACCCACGACCUUCUGUCGCGCUACCUCGAGGUGGAUCCUAAUCUACCCACCGUGCUGCUCAUCCGCGACCCCGCCAGGGCGGUGCUUUCCUACUACAAGCUGGUCAAGUUAAUUGGAGGCGACCGACACCGAGCAGAGAUACCGGAGUCUAAGUUUCGGAGUGAAGAGUUCCGUGACUUCGUGACGGACGUGACGCUGCUGUGGGAGGAGCUGGCCAUGGACCGCCUGCUGUGGACCACCAAGCCCCUCUAUGUCCUGCAUUAUGAAGACCUCACAGCCAACCCCAUCCACCACCUGCGCCUCCUCCUUGACUUCCUCAGUGUACCAACGGAUGAGGGUCGCUUGACGUGUCUGGCCGCCCACCUCGAUGGCUCCUUCAGGCGCAACUCCUCCAGGGCCUUCGACCCUUUUACGCAGGAGGAGAAGCUCAGAUUUGUUCAGGCCGUCACGAGGGUGAACAAUCUGCUGAGGCUUCUGGGCUACCCGCUCAUCCCCACUCCCUGAUCCCCAAAUGCUGACCGCCCCUGUUAGCCCGAGGCGACAGUCCACCACCAAAUGAAAGCACCACGUUUGCCUGGCUCACCAUGAGAGUCACUGCCUUGACGUUUUGCCUUAAAGCUCCGUCAAAAAAAAAAACAUUUAAGAGCUAGACAUUCUAGGAAAGGAUUUUAAGUUAUUCAUGUGAGAGCAUUUGAUGAACAGUGCAUUUAUGGAGACCAAGGUAAAUGCUACGCUCGCUGAUAUAAAGGAAAGCUAUCUCUUCCCAGUGCCUUUCGUCCAGUGACGCCUCAAAUAGUAGACAUGUGGGCGUCCUGUGCUCGUGCAAUGGGAUAGUGGAGCGUGACUCGUGAGUGGAGGAGGGCACUUGGAGGUGAAGCGAGGGAAAGAAAGUGGCGCUGUGUGGGGAAAAUAAGACGUUUCUUACAAGAAAUGUAAUAAACUGGAAAUCUCACAAUAGAGAAACGAUGGAGGCAAAUGGAACGAAAGCAUAUAUUCAGGAAGGGAUUGUAGGAUGAAAGAGUAGAAAGAAAAGGGGAUGCGCGUGCAGCAGCAGCAGCAGCAGCAGCAGCAGAAGGGUGAAGUUAAAAGGCUCAGUUAUCUUAGGAAAUACAGAGGAAUGAAAUGAUGUUUUUCAGUCGAGAUGGAAAAGCUUGGACCGAACAGGGGAAGCAAAAUAAAGGUAAUACACGAGAUUUUCCUGUUAUGAGAAUGCAAAUCAUGUGCUUCUUGAGGUGGGAAGUCACCAUUUUUCAUUAAGAAGAAAACUUUGUACAUUAUUUCUUUGUAUGAUUGAAGUACAAACAUCGUGCCCACGCCUUCACCACUAUCCACAUCACCAUUAUCAUCAUUAUCAUAGCAACCACCACACACAAAAGAAAAUAAAUAAAUAAAAAAAGUGAAUGGAUAAGUAAAAAUAAAAAAAAACUGAAAUAAAGAGAAGGCCACGGACACCGAGAAAGGAAGACAGACAGACUGAGUGACACAAGAGAAAAUGCAAAUAAGAAAAGAAAAUGAAACAAGAGAGUUAUUGGAAGGCAACAAAGUCACGGAGAGAAUCAAGAAGGAAAAAAUAAGAGGAACGGAAAGAAAUGGAACACCAAAUAGACAGACAGCCUGACAGACCUGUGAAUAAAGGAGGAGGAGGAGGAGGAGGAGGAGGAGAUACAAGGACAUAUGUGUGUGAGAGAGAGAGAGAGAGAGAGAGAGAGAGAGAGAGAGAGAGCCAUCUUGUGUAUUAAGGUUUCUGGGGUGCGUCAUGUCCUCAAACAAUGCCCUGGGGAAUACGAGAAUGAAGAGAGGAGAAGAGGAAGACGGAUAAAAGGAAAUCAGACCGUCAAAUUGUCAGUCAGAGAGAGAGAGAGAGAGAGAGAGGAAUAUCUGUCCGUCUCUGCCUGUCUGCCUGCCUGUCUAUCUGUUUGUCUGUCUCUACCAAAAUUUCCCCACAUAACAUAGAGUCUUAUUUUUCUUUCUCCCUUUUAUCACCAGCAAGAUGGAACAAAGAGGAAAAAUGCAGGAUACAAAGGCAGUGAAUUAUGAGGGAGUGAAGACAAUACAGUGUUAUAAAAACUGACCUAGUUACAUGACACUGACACUGAUGAAGGCACAGCACUUAUCGACCAGAGAAAUGUGACGCUUUAACAAUACAUGGCCCUUGAGUUAGAAAAAGCAGAGAAAACUGAUACCUUCUCAUGCCUUCCCUUACGACCCUAUGCUGUGAGAUGUCAAUGCUUUAUAAGGUUUAAGGCAUUCACGCUACUCUCAACUUCCAUACGAGACAGGAAGAUGCACAGUACACGUUGUCAUGAGCGAGCGGGAAGACUUACCAAAUGCAUCACUCACACAGUCAGUCUAAUCGUGAUCAAGUACACAGCAGGAGAGUCAGUUGGAGUAUCCAUGUUGUAUACCUAUGCGGACACAAGUACAGUAGAGAGAACAAGAAGAGAACUGCAAAAGAAAUUAACAAAGACGAAGCGGAAAAUGAGGACAUAUAAAGCAAUGAGAAUGUCUAAAGCA
Portunus trituberculatus (swimming crab) is the source of this 3088-nucleotide messenger RNA. Its product is annotated as WSC domain-containing protein 1-like. Lineage: Eukaryota; Metazoa; Arthropoda; Malacostraca; Decapoda; Portunidae. Gene Ontology annotation, molecular function: sulfotransferase activity. The record is from RefSeq and is a predicted model, not a curated record. Bases 68 to 1078 code for a protein of 336 amino acids. The transcript has 9 exons.